AUGACAUUCUUUGAUGAUGAUUUCUUCAACUGUGUGCAGUGUGGACGGAUCCGCUUCGAAUGCGUGCACUGCAGACGAUCGGAUGCAAACAGAAGCUAUUGCAGGUAUUGCCUGUCAGGAUGUUAUGACAAGACAAUACCUGUCACAGUCCUCGUGCAGCGGGAUUUGCGAUGUCUCCGAUGUAAGUGCAUGACGCUCGCUGGUGUGGACAUCUUGGCGACAAGCCUGGCAGAGGACGCCACCGUCGGCCUUCUGCGACCUGAAGUGAUUGAAGCCGCCAUGGCCGCCGCAGGAUGCAAGCGCGGCGAAGACGGCGGCUUUUACCCAGAGAUCCAACUUCGUGAGUGGGAGAGAUGGCACGGCACGCACAGCAUUGUCAGGCCCAGGCAUGCUGCGAGGGAACCAUCAGUUCAGGUGAUUUUAGUAGGCGCCGAUGGAGCAGUCCUGCUUGAUGCUGCCUUGCUCGUCACCCUCGCCGGCUGA
This is a messenger RNA of Symbiodinium natans, 483 nucleotides long. NCBI's taxonomy places the organism in Eukaryota, Dinophyceae, Suessiales, Symbiodiniaceae. The record is from the annotation of a GenBank genome assembly.